ACAAAGGCAGCGCGCGCCGCGAGGUGUCGUGUCUGGCCGAGGUCUGACCGAGGUGGCUGUGGGCUUCGGGGCUCUUUGCUGCCGCCGCCCUCUCUUUCUCUAACCCCAUCCUCUUCUUCCGGGCCCCGGGAGCCCCCCCGCCCGGGCCUCGGUGUCCCCGUGAGAAACGGAGAUAAGGACGGCACCCACUCGGAGGGAGGGGCCAGGGUUCAGUAGCUUGCUCACCUCGGAGCCGGGCGCGAGGCAGUGUCCGUGGCCUGGGAGUCGCUCUCAUGUUUCACCCUGGACCCAGCCCCCGGGGUGGCCCGACACAGGUGCCGCGCAAAAGACAAUUCGCCGCCGGAGACCUUGGAGCCAAGAGCAUCCUGCCAUUCUCCUAUGUCCAGCUGCAGACACACAGAGCCAGGGAGAACAGGCCCCGUCCAGCAGACUGCGAGGAGGAGGAGGAGGAGGAAGCCCACCGCUGAGCUUGUGUCUGAGCAGAGACGUGAUUGGGGACAGCAUGACCAGCGAGGUGAUAGAAGAUGAGAAACAAUUCUAUUCGAAGGCCAAGACGUACUGGAAAGAAGUCCCGCCGACCGUGGACGGCAUGCUCGGCGGGUAUGGCCACAUCUCCAGCAUCGACAUCAACAGCUCCCGGAAGUUCCUGCAGAGGUUUUUGAGGGAAGGCCCGAACAAGACGGGGACCUCCUGCGCCCUGGACUGCGGCGCCGGUAUCGGGAGGAUCACGAAGAGGCUGCUCCUGCCCCUCUUCCGAGUGGUGGACAUGGUGGAUGUGACGGAGGACUUUCUGGUUAAAGCGAAGACCUACCUGGGUGAGGAGGGCCAGAGGGUGAGGAACUACUUCUGCUGUGGCCUCCAGGACUUCAGCCCCGAGCCCGACUCCUACGAUGUCAUCUGGAUCCAGUGGGUGAUAGGCCACCUGACGGAUCAGCACCUGGCCGAGUUCCUGCGGCGCUGCAAGCGGGGCCUGCGCCCCAACGGCAUCAUUGUCAUCAAAGACAACAUGGCCCAGGAGGGCGUGAUCCUGGACGACGUGGACAGCAGUGUGUGCCGGGACCUCGAGGUUGUCCACAGGAUCAUCCGCAGCGCGGGCCUCAGCCUCCUGGCCCAGGAGCGGCAGGAGAACCUCCCGGACGAGAUCUACCACGUGUACAGCCUCGCCCUGAGAUGAUCGGGGUGGACAGGAGGAAGAGGGACCCGUGUGGGGGCGGGGGGCUGGCGGCCAGGUGCCACCCGGCAGCUCCACAUCGAUGGUUCCCAAGUGUUGAAUGAAGCCGCUAAAUACACCUGCCUGUCACCCACUCACUACACAGGCUCUUAUGAAAUAUAAUAGGACCCAACAGGGAGAACAGAUGACUGGGCAGUGAGGCAGGAGCCCAGCCCUGGUGCCCUAGGCGGGGACUUGGCAGAGCCAGCCUGUGGGGAUGCGGCAACCCAUUGGAAGUGGAGUCCCUCGGAUGUCUGCCGCCACCACCGCACCUUCUAGGCACAGGCCCGGCUGCCUUCAGAGGAGAAGAGCCCCCUUGACUUGGCUGAGGACACUACCUCAGGGGAGGGGUGGGCUGCUGGAGCAGGCAGCCCUGCGGCACCUGCAGCCGUCGGGAAGUUCACGGCCCGAGCCUGAGGUGCCGGCCCUGGUGGUGGUCACAGCAGCCUGCGGGGGGAGAGGCCUAUAGCCUCAUCUUGGCUAUGCCUUGUGGCUCCUCCUUGGCCAGGGUUUUCCUCUCAAGAAAGGGUGACUGCCCUGGCCUGUGUGGCUUGGUUGGAGCGUCGACCCAUAACAGAAAGGUUGCUGGUUCGAUUCUCAGGCAGGGCACAUGCCCAUGUUGCAGGCCCAAUCCCGGGUCUGGGCGUGUGCAGGGGAUGGCCUGCUGGUGCUUCUGUCUCACAUUGGUGUUUCUCACCCCCCGCCCCCACCUUGAAUG
Pteronotus mesoamericanus is the source of this 1928-nucleotide messenger RNA. It is a transcript of the gene NTMT1, whose product is annotated as N-terminal Xaa-Pro-Lys N-methyltransferase 1. Lineage: Eukaryota; Metazoa; Chordata; Mammalia; Chiroptera; Mormoopidae. Gene Ontology annotation, molecular function: N-terminal protein N-methyltransferase activity. Gene Ontology annotation, cellular component: cytoplasm. The transcript has 6 exons. The record is from RefSeq and is a predicted model, not a curated record. The coding region runs from base 503 to 1174 and encodes 223 amino acids.